Molecule: messenger RNA, 1062 nt
Organism: Insectozyma verbasci
Lineage: Eukaryota; Fungi; Ascomycota; Pichiomycetes; Serinales; Debaryomycetaceae
Source: the annotation of a GenBank genome assembly
AUGAAUUUACAACAAGAUAAGAACAUUAAUCAUUUAAUAUUAGACUAUUUAAUACAACAAGGUCAUAAGGAUGCUAUUAUACAAUUUACUAAUGAUAUUAAUAUGAAAUUGGUGCUGGUUAAUCAGGAAGAAGAUUUGUUAAGUAUUGAUCCAACAGACCCCAACUUUCAAUCUAAAUGUGUUGAAUAUUAUUCAAAUACUGCUAAUGAAUUAGUCGAAUCUCCAUUAUUUACAAACAAAAUGAAAUUAGAUUAUAAAACUAUUAAACCGAGAAAAAUACUAAGAGAUUGGAUAUUAUCUGGUAAAAUUAAAGAAGCAAUACAAGCUAUAAGUUAUUGCUUUCCCACCAUAUUAGACUCAAAUAACUUAUUACAUUUUAAAUUAUUAAGGUUGAAUAUUGUUGAAAUGAUAAGAAAUCAUAGAUUGAAUGAACCAAAUCAAGAUGAAAGAGAGUUUCUCGAUGAAAUUUUAACAUUUGUUAGAAAUAACUUGAUUAAUAAAGUUUCAAAUCUGUAUAAACUACGAAAAGAGUUAGAAAUAACCAUGAGUUUAUUAUGUUUUAAAUUUGAUCCUAAAAUUAAAGAUUUACAAGAUCAAAAGGAUUUACCUGAUGAGUUGAAAAAUUUAUUCAAUUUAAGUUUGAGAAGCCAGUGUUUUAAAUUGGUAAAUAAAGCUAUAUUAAACCUUUAUAAUGAGAAGGAAGAUGAUGAAGAGGAGGAAUCUAGUGAGUCUGAAGAGACAGACACUGUAAAGAAGGAGAAAGUUUAUAAGGGUCCACAAUUUAUACAAUUAGACCUUGAUAAAAUACUGUUAGACCCUGAUUCAGUAUCAGAUGAUGAAGAGAUAGGAUAUAAUAUAGAUUCAGGUAUAUCACAAGUUGAACCAGAUGAGAAAUUAAAAGAUAUAUCAGAUAAAGAUGAUGAUGAAAUAACCAAAUUGACAAAUUUAUCACUUGAAUCAAACUUGGAGAAAAUUAUCAAGUUAUACAUAUUAACAGAAGAAAGGUUAUAUGAUUUAAACCUAAUUUCAGAAACAAGAUAUCAGUCUAUAUUAAACAAGUAG